Eupeodes corollae is the source of this 2995-nucleotide messenger RNA. Its product is annotated as PP2C-like domain-containing protein CG9801. The record is from RefSeq and is a predicted model, not a curated record. Bases 360 to 2681 code for a protein of 773 amino acids. The transcript is spliced from 5 exons. Lineage: Eukaryota; Metazoa; Arthropoda; Insecta; Diptera; Syrphidae.
CGCAGCGCAUUCAAAAAGCAAAACAACAAAUUCUGUUAGAUUGUCAAAAGUUCUCGUUUCGUCUGGAAGUAAAAAUUUAUCGUCUCGCGAUUCCGUAUCCGAUUUUCUAUCCUCCCUCUUGAUUGGAUUUUGAUAGAGAAGAAAAAGUGCAAGUGAAAAUAUUUAUAUUUCAUAAGGAAAGUGUUUUUGUUCAUUCUGUAGUGAUUAGAUUGAUUCAUCGAAUAAAAUACAAACAAAGAUUCAAUGCAACCAAUCAAUUAAGUAUACUAUGAUGCCGGUCAUGUGAAUGAACUCCAAUCCAAGAGUUUGAUCAAUCAUCAGAGGGAGCUGAAGGAAAUUAAAAAAAAGACCGCCUAACGAUGCCAUCACUCAGGCAAAAGGUCACAACAUACUUUCGUCAAUUGAGCUUCAUUGCCGAUUCGAGAGAUGGCCCGCGGAGUCCUCGUAAGACCGAAGAAGAUGAAGGUGGUUUCAUUACAAAGUACUUGGAGGGUCGAAUGGAAAGAAUAUUUGUACCUGGCCCAGAAGUAAGCAAUGGUCAAAAUCCGUCCGAUAUGCCUCAACUUGCACUGUCGUCAUAUCCCACCGGUGCGCAUACCAUUACAUCAGCUUGUACCGGUCCCGAUGAUGGCCUAACUGGAAUCAAAAGAUCAAAGCUACAUUUAAGUGCUGGUUCUGAUAUUGACUUCAUUGAUACAAUUCAGGAUAAUGAUGCCAUGGAAGUGCGCAAAAGCAUAAGCAAUCAUAAUAAAUUUAAGUUCAAUGCAUCGAAAUAUCGAUCAGAUCAAAAUGCUAAUAAGGUGGCUGUUAGUGGUGGUGGUGGUAUUGGUGGCAGUGUAAUAGCCAACACACGCUCCAGAAGGAAUUCAAAAGUCGAACAAUCCGGCACAACCACUAACUGUGAAAACAAUGCCAAAGGAGGAACAACGAUUGUCGUUAGUAUGGUCAGCACAACAAAAUCAAACACUGCCUCUCAAAAUGGCACCACCAACACCAAUGCUUUAACCACCGACGAGGAGCAAAGCAACAACAAGAACAUAGUUAACGCAAAGACUGAUUUUAAGGGAAUCUCGAAAGGCCAUAAUGGUAUCAUUAAAACACCAACGACAACGAUCUCAACGUCGUCGCCGUUAAUUGAUGAUUCGAAACCACAAAAAACUGAGAAGAAACUUGAUGAUUCAUCACGUUUGUUACGCGAAGCGGUCUCGAAUCAGGCUCUAGUAAUGGAAAACGGUUCGGUAGUGGAGCCAAUUGCAGGAGUCACAAAUUGGAAGAUGGAAUCUGAGAGUGCCUAUGGAAUAUCUGUGUCUUUGUAUGAGAAUAAUAUGUUGACUAAGGAACCAAUGGGGAAUCCCAUUGCUGAUUGUUAUGGCAUGGUUGUGCGUGGCAAUGCCGCUGCAAUGGCCUUAGCUGAUGGUGUUAAUUGGGGUGAUGGAGCUCGUUUAGCAGCACGUUCUGCAGUUCACGGAUGCCUAGACUAUUUGGACCGAGCUGUAUUUGGCAUGGCUCAAGAAUGCAUAGCUACCAAUACCACAGAAGUUUUUGUAUCGCUUUUAAGAAGUCUAUGGGAAGGACAUGGGUGCAUUUUAGAAGUUGGUGGGGCCUUAAGUACAUUAACAAUUGCUGUUGUUUUACCAUUAGCUGAAGAAAAUCUCGGCAAAUAUGUUGUAUGUGCGUGUAAUGUUGGAGAUUCUCUCGGUUAUGUAUAUUCAAAGAAGCAUGGUGUUCGGGAAUUUACACAGGCUUGUCAUGAUAUUCAUUCGAUGCGUGAUAUGCGUGAUGCAUUGGGUGCUCUUGGUCCUGCCGAUGGCAAUAAGCCAGAACUUAGCAAUCUUACACUUUCUAUGACCGUUGUCGAUGCUGGAGAUAUAGUUUUUCUUACUUCAGAUGGAAUAAGUGACAAUUUUGAUCCGGUGGUUGGAAAAUUUGCAGAGGCGUGGACACCAGAAAGUAAAAUUUCCAAAUACGAAAGCCAACGUUCACUUGGGGUACUAGCGCCCAAACGACAAAAUAAGAGUGCAUCAGCUAUUUACUCGCGUUUGCAUCGCGGAGAACCGACCACUAAUAAGAUGUCUUGCAGUAUGAAUGCUGGCCAAUCUACAAUUCCGUCUCGCCCACCACGUUCAAAGAAAAGUUCCUCGCCGGAGAAUGUAGCUCCGCGAGGACAACUUGAAAAGUCCUCAAGUGUCUCUAGUGUGCCAAGCCGCCCCAAAUAUAUGCGUUCGCAUACCGUUAUCGAGUCACGUGCUCAACAGACACAGCCAAUUGUAAAAGUACCAAAGUCAAUACUUGGCUUGCCUCUGGUAACUGGUCCACAGAGACAUGCUUUAACUUUGUACCGUCUAGAAGACCUGCUUAGCUAUGGCACAAGUGGCACCUUCUGUCCCUGUUCAUCAGCACGUCGACUAUGUCAUUUGCUGAUAGAUUUUGUUCGAAUGAUAACCACUGCCCGAAGAAAGACUCUGGAGCAGCGUGAACUAUUCUACAAAUUAGCAACCAGUCCAGAUGGAAUCAAACGUGAAGUCGAACUAAACCGAAUGCAACAUCGUGCUGCCAGAAAGCGUGUUGUCGAUAGUAGUGCAUUUUCAUCGCUCCCAGGGAAGUUAGAUCAUGCUACAGUCGUGGCUUAUACAAUUGGUUCUGGACUACAGUCCAAAGAGUUUCAAGAAACGAAUUUUUAAAUGCACAGUUUUUCUAUUUUUAAUUAAAAGUAAAGAUAAUUUUUGUUUGCAUUUCUUUUAUAACAUUUAAAUUUACAUCACCUCAAAUCAACUAAAAUUUGGUUUCUACUUUGAGAGCUUAUUAAUUAUUAAGUUUUUGGCAGUUAAGAAAAGAGUAACUCAUAGCUUUAGUAUAAUGUGAGAAUGAAUUGAUGUUAUGCGCUAAUCAUGUUAAGUUUUAUAUUUUUUCUUUCGUAGUUUACAAUCAUUAUUAUUAUUAAUAUGUUUUCAUUUAUUGUUUUUUUUUUGUGAUAUAAACUGAAGUUUUUCUAAGA